Molecule: messenger RNA, 5664 nt
Organism: Folsomia candida
Lineage: Eukaryota; Metazoa; Arthropoda; Collembola; Entomobryomorpha; Isotomidae
Exons: 3
Coding region: 1-5664 (1887 amino acids)
Biological process (GO): DNA integration
Molecular function (GO): nucleic acid binding; zinc ion binding
Source: RefSeq, a predicted model, not a curated record
AUGAACGAGGACGGAAACGAUUUGAGGAGGAGUGACCGUGAAAAGAGAGAACCGGACCGGUUCACUCCAUCCACUUAUGAGAGGUCAAAGGGGGAGAGGGUUGUGCAAGAAGACUUGGAAGGGGCCGCGAAGGGCGAAGAAAGUGGAACUCCCAAAUCCGAAAUCAAGUCCCAAUCCCUGCUUGGAAAAAUGCUCAAUUACACCCCGUUUGGAAGAAAGAAGUCGUCCCCAUCGUCUUCUUCAGUGUCGUCGAACACAAGAAGGGCAGAUGCGGAGGCGGAGCAUGGUCAGAAAAUUAUCGAUAAAGAAAACGAGAUUUUGGAGUUGGAAGAAGAAUUGGAGUUUGUGGGGGUGGAGGUAGCCAGUUUUGAAACAGCCAUUAAAUCCAUGCAGGAGAAAUGCGACCCCACAAAAACAGAAUACGACCCAGAAGCUGCAACAGAUCUCAAGCUAGAUCUAAAAGAAUUAAUGAAGAGAUUGUUGGAGAAGAAAACGGAAUACGCCCUUAAAUCAGUAAGAACUAAGGGCAAGAUUCAGCGUUUGAAGAAUGACAUCAUUCAAUUGAAAAGGGUGAUGGCGGCAGACUUUGCCCACAUCGAUGAAGAUGAAGAGCAAGAACUUGGGUCAGAUGAUGAGCGGCUCAGGGAGAUGGAGGAUAAUGAAAAGUUAAAUCAAUAUGAAUCGAGUUCAGUGAAAGUGCUUACCCCACCACCAGCACCAGUUGAAACACCACCACCACCAGUGGAGUCAAAUAACAACAAUCAAGUUUUGGAAAUGAUGGCGAAAGCGCUGACUACGCUGGCAGAGAAGAGCAGUGGUAGUGGCAGCAGCACUGACCGUAUGAUAAUACGGCAGACCAUUGGACGAGAUCUGCCAACUUUUGGGGGCCGGGCGGAAGAAUGGCCAUCAUUUAUCGCAUCCUACCGAAGAACGACCCAGGCUUGCGGAUUUUCUGACGCUGAGAACAUCGAGCGCCUGCGCAAAUGCCUGAAAGGGGAUGCGGCGAAAAGCGUGGAGUGUAUGUUGGUCUCACCGGAUGGACUCGCAGAAGUUCUGGAAACUUUGGAAGAAAGGUUUGGUCAGAAGGAACACAUCAUCAAGGCGAUGAUAGCGAAACUUCGACAAAUUCCUUCUGUGACCCAUGAAAAUCCAGCGUCGAUGGUGGAAUUUGGGUCAGCAGUGACCAAUCUGACUGCUAUCAUCAAGUCCUUGGGUGAAGACCACCACCUUCAAAAUCCCAUCCUCUUGUCUGAUUUGGAGGAAAAAUUGCCACCAAUUGUGAGGGCUCAAUGGAAAGGAAAGGUGAUUGAGUCAGGCAAAGUUGCAUCUCUGGUCAGCUUCACAGAGUGGGUCAAGAUCCAGACCAAGAUUGCUAUCUUGAUGACUCCACCCCGAACUGAAGAGAAGAAAUCAGAAAAGAAGAGCCAGCAGCGUGAGAAGAAAGUAGUGGAAGAUGAUUUUCCAACUGCUGCUGGUCUUAUCAGUGGUCAAUCGGACAAGCAGUGUCCGUUUUGUGACAAGACCAAUCACACCGGUAGGGAGUGUUUCAAGGGUGAAAGGAUGACACUGGAGCAGAAGAAGAGAAUUGUCAAGCAAAAAAAUCUAUGCUACAAAUGCAUCAAGCCCAAGCACCAAGCAAAGGACUGCCGUUAUCAACAAAAGUGUGAUUUGUGUGGGGGCGCUCAUGUAAAGAUGAUGUGUCCAGAUCAGCAAGAAAAUAAGAAACCUCCAUUACAAACAGAAGACGGGGCGGAGACCACCAACUCGGGGGCUAACUACUCAUGCAGGAAAGACGUGUUGCUGAAGACGCUGCUGGUGAGAGCGUUGGGUCCAAAGAGGUCGACGGUGGUCAGAUUGAUCUUUGACGAGGGAAGUCAGCAGAGUAACGUCGGCUCCACCACCAUCUCCAAGAUUGGGUGCAAGUUGGUGGGAGAGGAGUUUUCACGCAACGUUCUGUUUGGUGGUUCAGUGACUGACUGCAAGAAAGUGAAAAGGUUCAAAGUCAGAAUUCAAAGCAUGAAUGGGAAAGUGGAAAGGGAGCUGAUUUUGAGGGAAACUCCUACUAUUUGUGGUGACAUUCCGCGAGUCCCAAGAGGUCCAUGGAUAAGGGAACUCCAGCAGAAGAAGAUAUGGAUAUCUGAUCUUGAGCAAACAGCGGUGGAUAAUCCGGAGGUAGAGAUCCUGGUUGGAAGUGACAAUUGGGGGCAUCUUGUCACCGGAAGACCAAUUGUGUUGAGUUGUGGUUUGGUGGCUGUUCACACCGUUUUUGGGUGGACCUUAAGUGGAGCUGUGCCCGGGUCCAAAGCAAAAGCAGACAGUGUGGCAAUGACUUGCACUUCCCUUCUGACCGGUGACCUGAACAUCCCAGACAUGUGGUCAUUGGAAUCGAUUGGGAUUCAGGAUUGUGCCCAAAUCAAAUCAAAAGAAGAAAAGGAAAUCGCCACUCAACAACAUUUUUUGAAAACAGUUUCCCGAAAUGAGGAUGGCGUUACCAAGUCUCUCUUCCGUGGGUGGAGGAGGCUCAUUUCCGCCACCGCCAAGUUGAGGUCAGCAGGAAAAUUUGAAGAAUACGAAAAAAUUUUCAAAGACUGGUGCCGAGAAGGCAUAAUUGAGGAAGUGAAUAGUGAUGUGAUCUGUGACAACGUGCACUACCUUCCCCACAGACCAGUCUUUAAGCCAAACAGCAAGACCACCCCAGUGAGACCCGUUUUUGACGCGUCUUGUAAGGUGAAUCGGAAUCCAUCCCUCAACGAAUGUCUAGAAAAGGGGCCCAAUCUUCUGGAACUGAUUCCAGCUAUUCUACUCAGAUUCAGGGAGAAGAAGAUUGGCGUCAUUGCAGACAUCCGGAAAGCCUUCCUGAUGAUCGAGGUCAAGGAACAGGAACGCGACUUCUUACGGUUCCUGUGGUGGGAGGGACAGGAUAUAAAAAAUUUGAAAAUUUACCGCCACGCCAGAGUGGUCUUUGGUGUCAGUUGUAGCCCAUUUCUUCUGGGGGCUGUUCUCAAAUUCCACUUGGAGAAUGUGGAUCCGGAACUCCAACCAAUAGCAAGGGAGUUGCUGCGAUCUCUUUAUGUUGACAAUUGCGUCUUGUCGGUGGAUUCUGUGGACGAGUAUCAAGAAUUUAAGGAGAAGUCCGUCCAGAUACUUGCGGAUGCGAAGAUGGAACUUCGUCAGUGGGAGUGUAGCGCUGGGCAGGGUUCCGGAGUCGGGUUGCCAUCAGGCGACUGCGGAUUGGGCGCUGUUGGAGGUGCUGCUCAACCACUGACUGGAGUUCUUGGGAUCAUUUGGGACAAGAAUCAGGAUUCUCUGAAGAUUGAGAUACCACAAGAUCCACUACCACCGAAAUUGACUAAGAGGAACAUCCUAUCGGUGGCACACAAGAUUUUUGAUCCGCAUCCAAAAUCCAAAUCCACUUGGGAUGAAGAUUUAAGUGGGGAGUUGCGGGAGGAUUUUGUGACAUGGUGGAGGGAAGUGGAUGAAUUGGAGAAAGUGUCAAUUCCACGCCAUGCAUUUGGAGAAAUCGGUGCAAACCUCCAACUUCACACUUUCUCUGAUGCGAGUAAAAACGCCUACUCAGCAGUGAUCUUCCUGAGAUCCGGAUCGGAGGAGAAAAACGGGGUCAAGAUUCGGAUCCUUCAAGCUAAGUCCAGGGUCUGCCCUCUGAAGGAGACCAGCAUGAAUCGCCUGGAGCUGCUUGGAUGUGUGAUUGCGGCUCUUCUCGCCUCAACUGUGAAGGAGGCGUUAUCGUUGACAGAAGUGCCCACUUAUUAUCACUGUGACUCGUCAAACGCCUUGGCUUGGAUUCGGAAGAAUGAUGAGUGGGGGACUUUUGUGGGGAAUCGCGUAAAGGAGAUCUUGACGCUGACCAAGGUGGAAGAUUGGAGAUGGGUCCCUGGAAAAAAGAACCCGGCUGAUUUGCCUUCAAGAGGGUGCUCCCCCAGCCAACUUUUAAAAUCAAAGUGGUGGGAGGGACCAGGUUGGCUUGUGCAGCCGGAAGAGUUUUGGGUGUGGGAAGAAGAAGAACCCAACAUGGAGGAAGUCAUGAAGGAGAAGAAGAAAUCUGCAGCAGUCAAUAUGACCAUCGGAGGUGACUCAAGAUUAUGGUACAUCGCCCAUUCUUCUUCCUACAUGAAAACGGUGAGGGUCUUUGCCCGUCUGGUCAAAUUUGCAAAAUGCUACCGGACAUCCAAAGAUCAAGCCAAGUCUGAUCUGACCCAAGAAGAAGUUUAUGCUGCUGAAAAUAAACUUCUUAAAAUUGUUCAAGAGGAGGGAUUUGGGAAUGAGAAGCAACUUAUUUCCGGAAUCAGGGUGAAAGCAGACGAGGAUGGAGUGCUUCGAGUACAGACCAAACUGAUCCAAAGGGAGGAUACGGUCUCAUUCCGGAUGCCGGUCCUGCUGCCACCCAAGCAUCCUCUUGUGGAACUCUUGAUAACUGAAGAACAUCUCAAGCAUCAUCACGCUGGAGUCCAAUUUCUUCUUAGCAAAUUGAGGGAGAAAUAUUGGAUUGUCCAAGGACGAAGAGUAAUCAAACAAGUCAUUGGAUCAUGCCAAAGGUGCAAACGGUUCAAUUCCAAGGCACCCAACGUCCAACCAGCAGCUCUCCCAGAAGAUCGGGUGAAAGAUGCCAAAGCAUUUCAGAUCACGGGGAUUGACUUGGCUGGCCCGUUUCAUCUGAAAAACCAGUCCAAGACGUGGAUGGUUUUGUUCACCUGUGCCGUGUAUCGCUGCGUGCACUUGGAAUUAGUCCAUGAACUCAGUACAGAUAUCUUCCUGCUCGCUCUGGAUCGUUUUGUGUCAAGGAGAGGAAGACCAACCAAGAUUUACACGGACAAUGGUACCAACUUCACAGGGGCCGAGAAUUUGUUCAAGGCACUGGACUGGAACAAGAUUCAAAUUACAACACAACUUCACAGAAUCCAGUGGAUCUUUAAUCCACCAUCCGCGCCGUGGUGGGGCGGCUGGUGGGAGCGUCUCAUCAGAAGCAUCAAAGAUUUACUGAAACGGAUGCUUGGACAUAGUAAACUGAAUUACUACGAGCUGGAGACAUUCAUAUGCGAGGCGGAAGGGGUGAUGAACGGAAGACCCCUCACCUACGUCUCUGAAGAUCAAGAAGAUUUGAUCUCCCUGACGCCAUCAAUGUUUCUCCAGGAUGUGACAACGGUGGAGCUGCCUGAAAUGGAGGUGCUGAAUUCAAAUGGACUCCAAAAGAAAUACCGAGAGUUGACGGCCCUACGAGAGGAAUUAAGGUUAAGAUUCCGGAAGGAAUACCUCUCCUUGUUGGUGCAGAGGGGAAAAGUAAAGAAAUGUGAGGAAUUUCACCUAGGAGAUCUCGUCCUCGUGAGUUGCGACAACCAGAAGAGAAUCUUCUGGCCGAUAGCAAGAAUUGUGGAGCUCUUUCCUGGGAAAGACGGACAAGUCAGGGUGGCCCGUGUGAAAACUGAAAAUGGAUUCUUAACUCGACCUUGUCAGCGGCUCUAUCCCCUUGAGGUCUCGUCUCAGGUGGAAUCUCUUGCAUUUGUAUCGGCAAAACCGAAGAAAAUGAAGAAAACCCUAGCGGCGAAGCAAUCCCCUGUGGUAACAGUCAAGAAUGUACCAGCGAAGCUAGAGGUGGUGUCCCGAUUCGGAAGGAAAAUCGUGACCCCAGAUCGACUUGGACAAAAGUGA